This is a messenger RNA of Theobroma cacao (cacao), 4969 nucleotides long. RefSeq names its product Transducin/WD40 repeat-like superfamily protein. NCBI's taxonomy places the organism in Eukaryota, Viridiplantae, Streptophyta, Magnoliopsida, Malvales, Malvaceae. The record is from RefSeq and is a predicted model, not a curated record. Gene Ontology annotation, molecular function: protein binding. Gene Ontology annotation, cellular component: cytoplasm.
UGCAAUGGAAACCCAAUAAGCCCACUAGGUUCAGCCGGAGCAAAGGAAUUUGAGAACUUCAUUUGCAGUCGGCUCUUGCAUUUUUUCACAACCAUUUUACCCCAAUCGGCUUCGGCCCACCAAGCCCUUCUAUCUCCUCUUUACCCUUCGUCAGAACUCAGAACUUGCCAACUUGGUAAUCCACCUCGCUUAACUCACUCAGUCAUCCCGAGCGAACUCGGGGCCAUGAAGUGCCGAUCCGUGGCGUGUAUAUGGUCAGGCACACCUCCGGUUCACCGAGUCACCGCCACUGCCGCCCUCAACCACCCUCCCACUCUCUACACCGGCGGAUCCGAUGGGUCCAUCCUCUGGUGGAACCUCUCCAAUUCCGACUCUCACUCGGAAAUUAAACCGAUUGCUAUGUUGUGUGGUCAUGCUGCACCCAUAGCUGAUCUCGGCAUUUGUUGUCCCAUUGUAGUAUCAGGAGAACAAAAUACAGAUUAUUCAAGUAAUGUUGCUUUAUACUCUAGCUUUGAUCAUGAUGGUGCCUUAAUAAGUGCUUGCACUGACAGUAUGUUGUGCGUCUGGAGCAGAAGUAGUGGCCACUGCAGGCGUAGAAGAAAGCUGCCUCCGUGGGUGGGCACCCCAUCCAUUAUUCGUACGUUGCCCUGGAAUCCAAGAUAUGCUUGUGUGGGCUGUUGUUUUCUUGAUGCUGGCCAUUUAUCUGACCAUCAUUUGAUAGAAUCUGCUGAAGGGGGUGAAAUUUCAAUGGAUAAAGAAUCUCAGAACAGGAAGCCUUCCAAGUGUACUGUUGUUAUUGUUGAUACAUAUACUCUUACCAUUAUACAAACUGUUUUUCAUGGGAAUCUGUCCAAUGGGCCUUUGAAGUUUAUGAAUGUUUUUUCUUCAUUUGAUGAUGGAGAAAAACAUUUUUCACUUAUGGCCGACUCCCUUGGUAGGCUACAUUUGGUGCCUUUAUCAGAGGACUCUCAUCAAGGCGGUGAGCAAGAGAGUGGGUCACAAAGAAAUUCUUUUCCGCAGGAAAUUGAGACAUGCGAAGAUGGCCUAGUUGAGGCUGGACAAGUUGUGUCAAUUGCAACAUGUAGGAAUAUUGUUGCUACUGUGUUGAAAGAUCGCUCUAUAUUUAGGCAGUUGGGGAAUGCUAUUAAAAUAGGAGUGAUUUUUUUCAUGAACAAUGUCCUUUGCAUUGAAGGCGAUUUGGGUCCAUCACAUGUUGUAGGGGCCAUGUUUCUUGAAAGUAACAAUUCUGAGAAUGCACAAAGUACUGGUGAAGCCUAUGAAUAUGAAAACUUUUUAGUGUGGAGUAAUAAAGGAUCUGCAGUUGUGUACACAAUAUCUUAUUUAAAUAACACAUUUAAUUCUCAGCCUCUUUGUGAAAUCCCUGCUGCUUCUUAUCCCCUUGAUGCAAGGAUGUCAUUUUCUUUUGUCCAUUUGAGCCAAAUUCUUCUUCGCAUUGAAUCUGUUUGCUGCGUUGUUGAAGACCCAUUCCAGUGGAGACCACGUGUUACAAUCUGGUCACUUCAUCAGAAACAUGAUGAUCAUGGCAACCUCUGCCAAGAAUGCACAAUGCUUGGAGACAGUAUUUCUUCUCUUGGCUGGAUUUCAGGUGCUAGUUUGGAUCACAAAAAUGAGACUCUGGGUGGAUGCAAGACCAAAUUAACAUCUAUUGAAAGCUCUGUUUCCUGCUCAGAAACUGUGAAUAGCAUACGUGCAGAUGAUAGUUGUUAUUAUUCUGUCCCUAAGGGACGGACUGUAUCUUCCUCCAUGGUUAUUUCUGAAAAUCUUUAUGCUCCUUCAGCGAUUGUAUAUGGCUUCUUUAGUGGUGAAAUUGAAGUUGUGUGGUUUAGUUUGUUUCGGGGGCUUGAUUCUCCUACUGUAAGUUCAUGCCUUGAGGUAGACUCGCAUAUAUCCAGACAAAGCUUUUCCGGGCACAUGGGUGCUAUACUAUGUCUGGCAGCACAUCGGAUGGUAGGUGCUGCCAAAGGAUGGAGUUUUAGUCAGGUUUUAGUUUCUGGAAGCAUGGAUUGCACGAUUCGUAUAUGGGAUCUUGAUUCUGGUAAUCUCAUUACAGUGAUGCACCAACAUGUAGGUCCAGUGCGCCAAAUCAUUCUCCCCCCUGCUCGGACUGAACGCCCUUGGAGUGAUUGCUUUCUCUCUGUUGGAGAGGACUCUUGUGUUGCUCUUACUUCUCUUGAAACUUUAAGAGUGGAGAGAAUGUUUCCUGGACAUCCUAACUAUCCUGCAAAAGUUGUUUGGGAUGGUGCAAGAGGUUAUAUUGCAUGUCUCUGCCGGGACCAUUCCAGAAUUUCUGAUGCCACUGAUGUUCUAUACAUAUGGGAUGUGAAGACCGGUGCUAGAGAGCGGGUCCUUCGUGGGACUGCUUCUCAUUCAAUGUUUGAUCAUUUCUGCAAAGAAAUUAGUAUGACUUCCAUUUCUGGUUCUUUGCUGAGUGGAAAUACCUCAGUUUCCUCAUUACUUCUUCCAAUACAUGAAGAUGGGAACUUAUCUCAAUACAAUUUAAAUAAUUCUGAAAGUGGGGCCAGUUUGUCUAAAAUGACUGGGCCUAGUACAUCACAGGCAAAUAGUAGUAAAGUGAAUCAUGGAAAGGCAAUCCCAAUCACUCCAUUUGUUUUUCAAACCAGAAAGCAACCCUUCAAAUGCUUUUGCCCAUAUCCUGGAAUUGCCACCCUGAGCUUUGAUCUUGCAGCAUUGAUAAAUCCUUAUCAGAAGCAUGAGUCUGUAGCAAAGGAUGGUAAUAAGCAAGAGAAUGGCUAUACAAAGGAGCAGGGAAGUGAGACAUUAAGUCCCCAUCAAAUGAAUUCUGAUGAUGGCUUUGUUACUGAUCAGAGUUCAACCGAUACCGUAGAACAGCAUGACUGGGUCAAGUCACUUGAAGAAUAUCUAGUUCGAUUUAGCUUGUCCUUUUUGCAUUUAUGGGAUGUGGAUUGUGGGCUUGAUGAGUUAUUAAUAACUGAGAUGAAGCUGAAGAGACCAAAUGAGUUUAUAGUAUCUACUGGUUUGCAAGGUGAUAAAGGGUCUUUGACACUGACAUUUCCUGGGUUUACUGCAAGUCUUGAGCUUUGGAAAUCUUCGUCAGAAUUUUGUGCAAUUAGGUCACUAACAAUGGUUUCACUUGCCCAACACAUGAUUAGCUUGUCUCACUCAAGUUCAGGUGCCAGCAGUGCCUUAGCAGCAUUCUAUACUAGGAAUUUCGCUGACAAAUUUCCUGAUAUAAAGCCGCCUUCACUCCAGCUUUUGGUGAGUUUUUGGCAAGAUGAAAGUGAACAUGUACGUAUGGCAGCACGGUCUUUAUUUCAUUGUGCUGCUUCACGAGCUAUUCCAUCCCCUCUGUGUGGUCAACAAGCAACUCAGCAUGCAAAACAUGUGAGGUCACUGACUGGAAUUGAAGAAAUUGAACAUGAAGUUUCAAGAAAUGGAGGAACACCCAUGGUUGGAUUGAGUUCUGAAUGUUUGUUGGAAACACAAGGAACUUCUCAGGUUGAGGAAGCUAAACUGCUUGCAUGGCUAGAAUCUUAUGAAAUGCAAGAUUGGAUUUCUUGUGUUGGGGGAACAAGUCAAGAUGCAAUGACAUCUCACAUCAUUGUUGCUGCAGCAUUGGUAAUAUGGUACCCUAGCCUUGUGAAGCCAAGUCUUGCCACAUUAGUUGUUCAACCACUGGUGAAGUUGGUAAUGGCAAUGAAUGAAAAAUAUAGCUCCACUGCAGCAGAGCUCCUUGCAGAAGGCAUGGAGAGUACAUGGAAGGCAUGCAUUGGCUCUGAAAUACCUCGUUUGAUUGGUGACAUAUUCUUUCAGAUUGAGUGUGUAAGUGGCCCAUCAGCCAACUUGGCUGGUGAAAAUCCAGCUGUAUCAGUAUCCAUCCGCGAGACCUUAGUUGGGACUCUUCUUCCAAGUCUAGCAAUGGCUGAUAUUCUGGGGUUUUUAACUGUAAUAGAAAGCCAAAUCUGGUCUACUGCAUCCGAUUCACCUGUCCACCUGGUAUCACUCACAACUCUCAUCAGGGUUGUGCGUGGUUCUCCAAGAAACUUGGUUCAAUACCUUGAUAAGGUGGUUAAGUUCAUCCUACAAACUAUGGACCCUGGCAACUCAGUCAUGCGCAAAACUUGCCUUCAAUGUUCAAUGACAGCAUUAAGGGAAGUUAUACGUGUAUUUCCAAUGGUAGCCAUGAAUGAAAGCUCAACCAAAUUGGCUUUUGGUGACCCUAUUGGGGAGAUUAACAGUGCUACUAUUCGGGUAUAUGACAUGCAAAGUGUGACAAAAAUCAAAGUUUUGGAUGCAAGUGGACCUCCUGGACUUCCAAGUUUGCUUUUGGGAGGCCCAGAAACGUCAGUGACUACUGUGAUAUCAGCUCUGAGCUUUUCCUCAGAUGGAGAGGGGUUGGUAGCUUUCUCUGAACAUGGGUUGAUGAUCAGAUGGUGGUCUUUGGGAUCCGUCUGGUGGGAGAGACUGAGCCGGAAUCUUGUACCUGUCCAGUGCACCAAAGUGAUAUUUGUUCCUCCAGGAGAGGGAUUCUCACCUAACACUUCAAGAUCUAGCAUAAUGGGAAGCAUAUUGGGACAUGAUAGAGAGGCCAAUGCACAGGAGACUGUUAGGAGUUAUACAGACAAAUUAAAACUCUUGAGUCAUAACCUUGACCUUUCUUACCGGCUCGAAUGGAUUGGCCAACGUAAAGUACUGCUUACAAGACAUGGCCUUGAGAUAGCCAGUUUCCCAUUAUAGUCAGGCAACUGCAAGAAAUAUCUUCCUUGAAAACCUGAGCAGUCCUGCAUUGGAUACAUUCUAUGUUGUCUGGUAGAUGAGGUCGGACCAUGUAUAUUCAGGUAGCCCUUGAAUGCGUUAUUAUAUUUUAGGUUAAUACAAUCAAUUUUGGUGAGGAGAUCAUGUAUGUAUUGUUGAUAACAUAUAGACUGCUGAAUUAAUAAGAAGUCAUAUAUGUGUUCAUUGUGUUCAA